Molecule: messenger RNA, 1245 nt
Organism: Cylindrotheca closterium
Lineage: Eukaryota; Bacillariophyta; Bacillariophyceae; Bacillariales; Bacillariaceae
Source: the annotation of a GenBank genome assembly
AUGACAAAACCGAAUACGAGCGCAGACAGUGGUUUUGGUGCACCAUUGUUGGCUGAUAUCUUUGAAGCCACGGUGACAAACCACUUGAAGUGUCCUCGGCCAGUUGAUGAACCGAAUCACUUGAUGUUGGGUUCCCUGUGUGGUACCACCUUAGGUGUAUCCCUGGACAAAGGACGUCGGGCUUUUGCAGAAGCGUUGUUUCCUGUGAUCAUGUCUGAUGGUUUGGCCUUGGGUCAGAAACCGCUGAAUGGCGAUUCGUGGAAAAUUUUAUUUUUUCCAUUUAUGUCAGAAUGCCCAGUUGGUUUUGUUUGGCCAGCAACAACUAGCUAUGCCGAAUUCUGUGAUUCUCUGGAGAAUCGCAAUAGUAAGGUUUUUGGGGGAUUGUUGCAUCUUCUCCGCACCCAAAAGGCGGCAAUUCAAAAUUGGUUUGACGCUGUCAAUGCUAAUUCUCAGGCGUUUGGUGUGCCUGUGGUAUCAGCUCUUCCUCUGUGGGAUACUUUUCCAACUAUAGAUAACCCUAAUGGACAAUCGCUGAUUGGUGAUUGUAGGCAGUUGGCACCGUUUCAGGUCCAACAAGACCGUUUCUUGCACAAUCAUUUCUCUCAAAUUGUGAGACGUGGACCUAUCGCUGCCCAAUCCAAGGCGUUCCAGAUGGCGUGGAUGCAGUAUCAUAUGUUCCUUAAACGCGGAACAUUGGAAUAUCCAUUGGAUCAAGGUGGUGGUGGCACCCUAUCUGCUGAAUGCCAACCUUUUCUGAGUCAAAUGAUGCGGCCCAUGGAUGGAUGGAACGAUGAUGGCCCGAAUUGGUGUGCCAACUUUACACUGGACCCAGUGGAGGUCCUGUCUCCCUUCCAUCUUUAUCCAGUCAAAGAUAUUCCCAAAACAGCAAAAGCACCUCCCGGUUAUAAACCACAACGUCUGGUGGAAGAAGAACCAGGGGAAUCUUUUGAUGAUUUUCUAGCAGCUUCUCAACAACUACAUUCAAGUGAGCAAUUGGACAAUCCAGUUGAUUCCUCUUCUGAUACGGAGGAGGUCGCAUAUGUCGCUACACUAGGACCACCACCCAAUGAUGAUGGUCCACGAAGGGUGACAAAUCCUACUGCAGGUGGGCCGUAUGCACAGAUGGCAGCGACCCCAAGACCACCAACUCGUGAUCCGACAACAGGACGCCAAACGGGGGUAUCAUGGUCAACGUCGCCAUCUUUUCUUGCACCUGUGCCAGCUGUCUCUCCUCCUGAAGAUUAA